Fusarium coffeatum is the source of this 1401-nucleotide messenger RNA. RefSeq lists its product as uncharacterized. The transcript has 3 exons. NCBI's taxonomy places the organism in Eukaryota, Fungi, Ascomycota, Sordariomycetes, Hypocreales, Nectriaceae. Gene Ontology annotation, biological process: homologous chromosome segregation; attachment of mitotic spindle microtubules to kinetochore; meiotic sister chromatid segregation. Gene Ontology annotation, cellular component: chromosome, centromeric core domain; nucleolus; mitotic spindle. The record is from RefSeq and is a predicted model, not a curated record. Gene Ontology annotation, molecular function: DNA binding; protein binding; microtubule site clamp. Bases 1 to 1401 code for a protein of 466 amino acids.
AUGCCACCACGCGCUCGCGCAAAGCCGGCCGCAGGGCUUGCUGGACUUGCCGCCUCCGACUCAGAGCCCGAUCUUGAUAUGUUUGACAAGUCCGACCUUCAAGCAGCUGUGCGUAGUGUUACCAAAAAGCCUCGUGGCCGACCACCAGGCUCAGCUAGUAAGAUCACCAAGCCUGCAUCUCGAGCGACGCGUCAAGCGAAUAGCGACAAGCUUCCAACUGUGUCCGAAUCGGACGCGCAACCAGCUGCUUCAGGUAAAGCCACUGCGAGUGGUACAAAGGGGACGCGCAAAGCUCAACAGAUAUCUAUAGACGAAACAUUACCGUUAGAGGACGUUGGAAUUCCUUCGAGCGCCCCGGCUACAGAUAUAAAGAAAGGAACGCGUGGGCGACCGAAGAAGACGAAUGGCGAUACAUCUAUUCUUGCUCCCGAAAGCGCUGUAAAACGACGAGGUCGGCCUCCGCGACAGCCUACCACGCCAAUUGCAGAAGUUCCAGAGACACAGCAGGACCCGAUGGAACUGGAUCCUGUAUUAGAAGCGGACGAAGAUGACGGUGUUGGCGAGCCACCUAGCAUCGAGGCUCCAGCACCAUGGCAAAGUUACAAUAUGAGCGACGAUACCAUGCGCCGGCAACUAGAAGAUCUUACAAGGAAAUACACGGCCCUUGAGGCUCGCCAUCGAGAUCUGCGUGACGUAGGAGUUCGAGAAGCUGAGCGAAAUUUUGAGCGACUCAAAAAGCAGGCUGAGGAGCGCACUGCCGAAGCCGCUACCAAGCUUAUAGCUGAACUGAAAGCUGAACUGGCUGCCCAGACUGCGCUCGCAAACGAAAGUGAGGAGCUCCGGAAACAAUUAGUCGAAAAUGAAGCCGAGACAGAAAAUUUGGAGAACACUAUCCAGACCCUGAACGGCUCUUUGUCCGAUGCCAAGUCAGAAAUUAAGACCCUUUCUAACAAAUUGGCUGCUGCGAGGUCGGCGGAGAAUAAUUCCAGAGUCCCGGGAAGCGCUAUGAAGGCCAGUGGGCUGGCGAAUCGCACUGCCCAAGCUGGAGCUGCUCAUGCGGCGCAAGCCACCGCGCUGGCGAAGGAAAGGCUCUAUGCAGAUUUGACAGAUCUGAUUCUACGGGGUGUGAAGCAAGAGGAGAUGGAAGACACCUUUGACUGCAUCCAAACUGGUCGCAAUGGCACCCUUCACUUCAAACUCGUAGUCGAAAACGACGACGCGGCGGACAACUACGACGAUGUGUCAUUUACCUAUCAACCACAACUGGAUGCAGGACGUGACCAGCAGCUGAUAGAUAUGCUCCCAGGAUAUCUCACGGAAGAGAUCACGUUCCCACGAUCUCAGGCGCUAAAGUUUUACGCCAGAGUCAACAAGUCUUUGACAGAAGAUUUGACGAGGUAG